Equus caballus (horse) is the source of this 1849-nucleotide messenger RNA. The record is from RefSeq and is a predicted model, not a curated record. Lineage: Eukaryota; Metazoa; Chordata; Mammalia; Perissodactyla; Equidae.
UUCUGUCUGCUCCUAGCAACAUGCCCUCUAUGUUUGAGAGAACUAGCAAGAAUAUCACCAAAGAGAUUGGAGACAAAGAUCUGAGGCCUGCCAAAAACUUGUUGAGUGCCACCAGAAUACAUCAGUUUUCUUUAUUACUGAAGAGGAAGACUCACUCACAGUUCUGGGAACAACCUGAAGUUCCAAUUGAAGUCUCCCUCAUGGACAUCCUCGAACCAAGUUCUUCAGUCCCAGAAACUGUCAAGACAGGACAGUUCCACAUCACUGACACUGCGGUCAAGAAGUGGAAGGCUCGUGUGAGUGUGAAUGCUGGAGUAGAAGCGGGCUUGUUGCCGGAAGCUGCUGAGUUCUAUGGAUCCUCCCUCCAAUAUCAGAUUGUUACCAUCCCAUUCCAUACCUGGACAGACCUUCAAAAGAGGAAAUUGUUGGAUCCAGAGCCAUUAUUUCUGAAGCAGUGCCGGAAAACAGCUGUGAACUUAUAUGUUGUGACAGAGAUAGUGGAACUGCUCAACAGUCCUGUGCUGUAUGAAACCAGAAGUGAGAACAUUUUGGGAAAAUUUUCCUUCACUUGGAAUAUGUUUGUUAAGGGUGAAGGAGCGGGAGAGCGUCUCAAAGUGAGAGAGAAGGAGCUGACUCUGCAGAAGGGCAUGGUGAUGGCCUAUAAGAGGAAACAGCUGGUUUUCAAGGAGAAUGGCUGGGACAUUCUUCUCAUCUCAGAUGAUGACAAGCGGAACACCUUUCCAGAAGAGUUCAAGCACCUACAAGAGGAGGUUUCCCAGCAAAUGGAGGCAUUGGCCCAGCUCUCAACGGACGUCCAGGAUGCUAUAUUCCAUAAUAUCCUGGCCAUGCUCGGGGACAGAGGGGCCCUGCAGGACCUCAUGGACAUGCUUGAACAGGAACACUUGGGUCAUUUGAAUGGCCCUGGAGGCACCAUCCUAAAUGAACUGCGAAAGGACUCAAGAUAUCAAUGGGUUAAACCAAAGUACCCCAUCCUUUACCUGCUUGAGGCCAUAAUGGUACUGAGUGACAUCCCACAUGAUCUGCUGGCCCAGUCCAAGGAGAAGAGGAUCCUGUUCCAUCAGCGGGAGCUGGUGAGGAGCAUCCUGGAGCCCAACUUCAGCUACUCCUGGAACAUUCCCUUCAUCAUCAAGCGCAACCUCCUUGCCCCACUCCAGGGGGAGGGUUUGGCCAUCACCUAUGGCCUGCUGGAGGAGUGUGGCCUGAAGAUGCAGCUGGAUAGCCCCAGGUCAACCUGGGAUCUGGAAGCCAAGAAGCCCCUGUCUGCCCUGUAUGGGAUCCUCUCGAUGCUGCAGCAGCUGGCGGAGGCCUGAGGCUUCCCUCGUGGGUGGUCAGUCCAGAGAGGCCUGGCCCCCGCCCCCAGUCUAUGCUGUGAGUGUCCUCGAUGGGCUCAGGGGACCCAGGGUCACGCCUCUCUGCCUUUCCCGGUGGGAUAGAGACAGGGAUGGACGGAGACUGGAGGGAAAGUCCUGGGGUGAUGGAAAUCUCUCUGUCUAGAUAAAGGUUUACGCAUUUGUCAAAACUCCUCCAAUAGUGUGCUGAAGAAUCGAGCAUUUCUCUGUAAAUUUUACUUCAAAACAAUGUAGACAAAUACUGAACUCUAGUUAAUAGUAUGCAUUCUGAAUUGUUUUGGGUGAAGUGCGCUGAUGUCAGUAAUUUACUUCAAAGUGCACCAAAAAAUAAGGUGGAUUGAUGAUAGAAAGACAUAUAUGUGACCAAGGAAAUGUGGUAAAAUGUUAAUAAUUAGGGAAUAUGGGUGUAGGAUAUAUGAGAGUUCUUUUUUAUUCCUGAAACACUUUGUAAGCCUGAAAUUGUUUCAAAUAAAAAAUCA